Messenger RNA from Entelurus aequoreus (snake pipefish), 2355 nucleotides. RefSeq names its product intracisternal A particle-promoted polypeptide (gene klhl27). The transcript is spliced from 9 exons. NCBI's taxonomy places the organism in Eukaryota, Metazoa, Chordata, Actinopteri, Syngnathiformes, Syngnathidae. The record is from RefSeq and is a predicted model, not a curated record. The coding region runs from base 249 to 2066 and encodes 605 amino acids. Gene Ontology annotation, molecular function: actin binding.
AGCAAUCGAGUCGGAGUCAAAUAAACAACGCGUUGGAAGUUGCCUGGCUCCCGUCAACAAAGCUGAUUUUAACGAUGCCGGAGAGUUAAAUAGUUCUUUAUUGCAGCUCAAAUAUUGUUACUGGGGCCCAACCGGCGGCGCAGAAGGUGGAGAAGUUUGACAUUUUGACAACAUUGUCCGGGCGAGGGAUUGCUAACAUGCUAGCAGCCGUUGCAGAGAUGAGGGCUCGGGAGUAAUGGCCAGCUGCCAUGUCCUCCACCACUGAUGCUGCCGCUGCCAUGGCAACCCUGGCCUUGGAGCAGGCUACGGACCGCCACGCCAGGCUCAUCCUGGCCCGGAUGAACAAGAUGCGGCUCAGCGCCGACUUCUGCGACGUGAGGCUGAGGGUCGGCGGCCGCGUCUUCAAAGUCCACCGGCUGGUGCUGGCGGCCGCCAGCCCCUACUUCUCCGCUCUCUUCUCCCUGGGGAUGAGCGAGGCGGCGAAGGAGGAGGUGGAGAUCCUGGGGGUAGACGGGGACGCCUUUGAGGUCCUGCUGGGCUUCGUCUACACAGGCGCCAUCAACGUGACGGUGGACAACGUCCAGGAGCUGAUGUUGGCCGCGGACAUGCUGCAGCUCAACGAGAUCGUGUCCAUCUGCGGGGACUUCCUCAAAGGCCAGAUGGACUCCUCCAAUUGUGUGGGCAUGUUUCAGUUCCUGGAGCAGAUUGCCUGCGUGACGAUGUUGGAGUUCUCCGAGAACUACAUCCACGGUCACUUCCUGGAGGUCUGUAUCGGCGACGAGUUCAAGGGCCUCGCCAAGGAUCAGAUUGUCAAACUCCUGAAGAGCGAAGAGCUGCGGAUCGAGGACGAGUACCAGGUGUUCACCGCAGCCAUGGACUGGCUUCUCCACGACGUGGGCAAAAGAAAGAAGUACGUCGUGGAGGUGUUGGAACCAGUCCGCUUCCCUCUGCUCUCCCCACAGAGGCUGCUCAAGUACAUCGAGGAUAUUGCUGACUUCAGCCUGCGGGUGGCGCUGCAGACCCUGUUGAAGGAAUACAUUGAAGUCACCAAGUCCCCCAAAGACCACAAGAUGAACAACCAACUCCAGCAAGUCAAGAUGCGACCCAGAAGGAAAGCCAGGAAAUACCUUUACGCCAUAGGAGGCUACAUUCGCCUACAGGGCGGCCGCUGGAAUGACAAUCGGGCGUUAAGUUGCGUGGAGCGCUUUGACACCUUCAACCAGUACUGGACCACCGUGUCGUCUCUGCACCAGGCUCGCAGCGGGCUGGGGUUGGCGGUGAUGGAAGGCAUGAUCUAUGUGGUGGGAGGGGAGAAAGACUCCAUGAUCUUUGACUGCACCGAGCGAUACGACCCGGUGACCAAACAGUGGGCCGCCGUGGCGUCUUUGAAUUUCCCUCGAUGUGGAGUUGGCGUCUGUCCCUGCAAUGGCGCUCUCUACGCCUUUGGCGGCUGGAUCGGCUCGGAGAUCGGCAAGACGAUGGAGCGUUACGACCCGGAGGACAACAAGUGGGAGGUCAUCGGCUACAUGAUGUCUCCCCGCUAUUACUUUGGUUGCUGCGAGCUGCAAGGUGCCGCCUCCCAUACCCCCCCCCCCCACGUGUCUCUGGCCGUGUCACCCACCGUGUCCUGGCCUCCUUCCAGGUCUCAUCUACGUGGUCGGGGGAAUCAGCGAGGAAAGCAGGGAGCUGCGCUCCACAGAGACCUACGAUCCCAUCAGCCGCCGGUGGAGCGCCUUGCCUGUCAUGGUCACACGCCGGGCCUACGUGGGCGUGGCCUGCCUCAACAACUGCAUUUACGCAGUGGGCGGCUGGAACCAGUCCCAGGGGGCUUUGGAGACCGUGGAGAAGUACUGUCCAGAGGAGGAGAAGUGGUUCCAGGUGGCCCCGAUGUCCAACCCACGCGCAGGUGUGUCCGUGUCGGUAGUGAACGGGCUGCUCUACGCCGUCGGAGGAAGAGCGGCCAGCAGGGACUUCUCCGCCCCGGUGACUGUGGACUGUGUGGAGAUCUACGACCCUCACCUGGACACCUGGACGGAGGUGGGCAACAUGAUCACCAGUCGCUGUGACGGAGGACUGGCCGUGCUCUGACCACCUGGUGGGAACUGGAAUCUGCACCUUACCUGUGCCACAGGGUAUUUAUACACUUUCUUCCCGCUCAAGUCAUUUCUUCCCUUCACUCAAACCGGCUCGCCGGAGCUUUUUCAAAAAUGUAUGAAAAUGGAAAAAGUUUAGGGGGAAAAAUAUAUGUUUAGUUUGAAUAUGGUUUCUAUUGGAGGACAAACAUGACACAAACCUUCCUUAUUGUUGGAAAUCUUUGUAUUAAACAUGCCUCACCGAUGAGAGGAUUUGGCCAGC